GCUAUUAAUUUUUCUGACAUGCCUACUGACUCGGACAAUGCCAAGUAUCCUCAUACUAGGAGUUCCGGACUCCCACCGUACCCUUGCCCAGAGAACCCGGGACAGGUAUUUCCCCACACUGAUCCUAAUAAAGCAACAACUCCUCCCGUGCAACGAACUUCUGAACCACUGGUUGGAAACCCAUUCUUCCUGAAUGACGCAUUGGGAAAGCUUGAUAGCUCCCUUGGAAAUGUCAUCCGGAUUCUAGAGCGGGAGGAGACUAUGGCAGCCAAUAAUCGACUGUUGAGGAAGUUGAUGGAUAUGAGGGAUGAGCUGGACGGGAUUCAGACUGGGAAAAAGGUCCGAACGCCUACUCAUGUAUCCCCCGAACGCGACACGGACGGAGGGUUAUUUGUGGAUUGAUAUCCUCUCAAUAUCCAAAGAAACCACGUCGCAUAGCAAGAGAUGAAAAUGUACAU
Messenger RNA from Guyanagaster necrorhizus, 458 nucleotides. RefSeq lists its product as uncharacterized. The record is from RefSeq and is a predicted model, not a curated record. NCBI's taxonomy places the organism in Eukaryota, Fungi, Basidiomycota, Agaricomycetes, Agaricales, Physalacriaceae. The coding region runs from base 19 to 402 and encodes 127 amino acids. The transcript is spliced from 4 exons.